UUUAAUUGAUUCGGAUUCGACACCACAGACCAAUUCACAGAGGAAAAUACUUUAUGUAUUCCACAGUAUUCCUAAAACAGAGUACGCUAUCGUUGCCAUCAUUGGUGUUCCUGUCAAUGUCAUGCUGACUAUAAUCCUGUCUCUUGGAAAAUGCGUCUUAGCAACUGCAUCACGUGUUACCUAGUUGCUGUGGAAGUGGCGGAUCUACUCAUUAUCCUCGAGAUUAUAUUGAGACCAAUUAAUGUCGAUUAUUUCCCAUGGUCUUUCUUGGACAUAACCCCUGUAUGUAGCAUUCUCAGUGUCCUCAGUUCUGCAGCGACAGAUUGUUCGGUCUGGUUCACUGUCAUUUUCUGCUUUGAUCGAUUUGUGGUAAUGUGCUGCCAGAAGAUGAAAAUUAAAUAUUGCACUGAGAAAACUGCAGCUUUGAUUCUGGCAACGACAUCCAUUCUACUGUUACUGAAAAAUAUUCCUUUCUACUUUGUGUAUCAACCUGAGGAAUUAAUCGGCAGUACGCCACGGUACUGUUCUCUAAAGCCUAGGUUUAAAACUGAGCCCAAAUGGAUGGCAUUUUCUCAAUUCGAUACAAUUUUAACCCCAUUAUCACCAUUUGUAUUAAUCAUAUUUUUCAACACCCUGACAGCCAGACACAUUUUAUUGACAAGUCGAGUCCGAAAAGGACUGAGGAGAGUCAACAAGGGCAAGAAUCCGAGUGACCCAGAAAUGCAGAGCAGGAGGAAGUCUGUGAUAUUACUCUUCGCCAUUUCUGGAAGCUUCAUACUUUUGUGACUCGUAUAUGCCUUACAUUCCUUUGGUGUUUCUUUUUAUAUUUUUGAACAAGUUGGCUACAUGCUGCAGAACAUCAAUUGUUGCACAAACACAUUUAUUUACAUGGCAUUUAUUUACAUAGUCCAGGUUCAGAAAGCAGUUGCAUAGCGCUGUGA
Messenger RNA from Rhincodon typus (whale shark), 941 nucleotides. RefSeq lists its product as uncharacterized. NCBI's taxonomy places the organism in Eukaryota, Metazoa, Chordata, Chondrichthyes, Orectolobiformes, Rhincodontidae. Gene Ontology annotation, molecular function: G protein-coupled receptor activity. Gene Ontology annotation, cellular component: plasma membrane. The record is from RefSeq and is a predicted model, not a curated record. Bases 151 to 786 code for a protein of 211 amino acids. The transcript is spliced from 2 exons. Gene Ontology annotation, biological process: G protein-coupled receptor signaling pathway.